AUGGCUCUCUCUAGGUCAACUUCUACUCUGUCUCUUACCUCCUUCUUCUUACUCUUAACCCUUCUGUCCACCUCCACUCUCGUCAUUUCACAACCAGCACUCAACUCGGCCGAGCAAGAAUCGGUCUACCAAAUUCUCGAGUCCAUCAACUCAGCUAUCCCAUGGCGAUCUCUCUACCCCGAUGAUCUCUGUAUCUCCGCCCCACACGGCGUUGUCUGCGACUAUUUCUCUGAAAACACCACCGCCACCAUUGGAACUCCACACGUCACGGAGAUGAGUUUCGGUUAUGUAUCGGACUACUCUCCGAACCCACCGUGCACACCCAAAUCCACCAUCAACCCUCUUCUUUUUUCUUCUUUCCCACAGCUCCGCAAACUCUUGUUCUACAAAUGCUUCACCGAGACAACCGUUACUUUCCCAGAUUUCUCGACUCUCAGAUCUUCUUUAGAAGAGCUGGUUUUCAUUGGGAACCCAUCUCUAGUUGGGUCCCUCCGCGGCAAUAUCAGUAAUUUGACGGCUCUAAAAAGGUUAAUUCUGACAGGAAACAAUGUUUCUGGGGAAAUCCCAGAUGGGUUAGGUGAUUUGGUCAACCUUGAACAGCUGUCUCUUUCAAGAAACAAUUUCCAUGGUGAGGUUACACUAAGUUUAGAGAAGUUGAAGAAAUUGAAGAUUCUUGAUCUUAGCCAAAAUGGGUUUGAAGGGAGUGCCCCAGAACCCCUUGGAAGCUUACAACAGCUCUUGAAGCUUGACCUAAGCUUCAACAACUUUUCAGGGAAAAUCCCAGAAAAUUUAAAGGGUUUGAAGAAACUGGAGUUUCUAGAUUUGAGUUACAAUGGCUUUGCGCAAUGCGGAGUGCCUUUAUUUUUAGCAGAGAUGCCCAGUUUGAGAGAAGUGUAUUUGAGUGGCAAUUUAUUGGGAGGGCAGAUUCCGGAAAUUUGGGACAACCUCGGGGGUAUUCUGGGAAUUGGCUUGUCUGAGGUGGGACUUGUUGGCAAUAUUCCUUCUUCAAUGGGGAUGUUUCUGAGAAACCUUAGUUAUUUGGGGCUUGACAAUAACAAGCUGGAGGGGAUGGUACCUGAGGAGUUUGGGGCAUUGGAGUCUGUGAAUGAGUUGAAUUUGGAGAACAACAAUUUGAGUGGGAGAGUCCCAUUUUCUGCCAAGUUUGUCUCCAAAGUUGGAGGAAAGUUAAAGUUGGAGGGUAACCCAGAACUUUGUGCUGAUGAAGGGUUAAGGUCUGCUAAAGUUAGUGGCAGUUUGGGGCAAUUGAAGUUGUGCAACAAACCAGUUAUUCCCCAUUUUGUCCUACUUAGUAGUGGUUCCUCAGUUCUACAUGACUCUUAUAUGCUGAUUUUUGUUGGGUUUUUGUUUCUUUUAUCUUAAGGUGCACAAAUUAGAAGGUCAUUAGGAGAGAGAUUAGGUUGAGAGAAACACAUUAUACUGCUGACCUAUUAGAUAGUAUCUUUGGACUUGUAGUCUAUGUAGGUGCAAUGGAACAUAUGUCAUUACAGUUUCCUUCGAU
Ilex paraguariensis (yerba mate) is the source of this 1519-nucleotide messenger RNA. NCBI's taxonomy places the organism in Eukaryota, Viridiplantae, Streptophyta, Magnoliopsida, Aquifoliales, Aquifoliaceae. The record is from the annotation of a GenBank genome assembly.